GUUCCUCAAGUGCUGACCAGUUCACAGGUCGUGGGACUACCCAAGGAUUGCAAGGAUACAUAAUUGAGGGAAAAACAAAAACCUACUACCCUCUGGCAUGAUGCAAUACGGCUCGUGCGUCUUGGCAGUUUUUGUGCUGCUCUGCAGUAGCGGUCUGGCCCAAUUGCAAGUUCAGGCUCAGAGUGGCUAUAAUUAUGGUCGACCCGAGGUGGCUAGUGUGGGCGGUGCCACAGCCGGGGGGCGCCUGACCCCAGGUCCCUAUCCGACAGCUGCUGCUCUACCCCUGACCCCGGCUCCGGCUACUACUGCCUACGGUGCGGGUUUGUUUCCGUCACCCGCCGUGGGGUUUACGCCUAGUGGACAGGCCACAACCGCCUUUGGAGCACCUGCCGCCGUUGGAGCCAGCAGUCCGGCUAGGAGACUACCAACACCCGCAGGUAUUCCCGCCGCUUCAUCUCGCUCUGGACCUUAUGGACCCCAGACACCUCAGUAUGGAAAUAUACCCGGACCGGGAGCUGUUUCCUCCCGAGCUCAAAGUGCGAGUGGUGAUGGUAGAGAUUAUAGCGAAGAUGCCGACGGCGAUUACUCCGCCAUUCCGGGUGUGCCAGGGGUGGACUACCCCAUCUAUGCCCAAGUGCCACGCACCAAUUUCGACUGUUCCCAACAAGCCCUCCCCGGAUACUAUGCAGACAUCGAGGCCCAGUGCCAAGUGUUCCACAUCUGUGCUUUGAACCGAACAUACUCAUUUUUAUGCCCCAACGGUACGGUUUUCAGCCAGGAGACAUUGGUCUGCGUUUGGUGGAAUCAGUACGACUGUGUUUCCGCUCCCAGCCUGUAUGCAAACAAUGCCUAUAUCUACGACUACUCCGGAGGCAGUGGCUCUAAUGUGAACGGAAAUGUCAAUGCCAAUGCCUAUCGACCGGCUGCAGCUACUACGACCGCCUUUGGAGCACCUGUGGCCACCACGGGAACUCUUCGUGCAACUGGGAUACCUCCUGGCUAUAGCUCUGGACGCACCGGUUCCUAUCCAUCAGCCACGCCGACUCCUGCUGCCCAAGCCCAGAAUCCAUAUGGUGCCGGCGCCGUUUUGCGUUCCGCCAUCGUUCCUGGAGCUGUGGCUCCAUCGGCGACUAAUCGAUUGGUUCCCACUGCAGCGGCGGCCGGUCUUCUUGCCACAGCCGCCGGAGCUAUUCCCGAUAACCAGGUGGCAGGAGGUUUCGGCCAACAGCAGCAGUCUCAAUUGGUGGCAAGUGGAAACCGAGAGUAUCUGCCACCGGCCACCGCUGGACAGCAAAGGCAGCGAGGUUCCACAAACGCAUAGUUGGAGAUUCCAGCGAAACCUGCAACCCUGGCAACUGCACCCGGUUUUAUGGCAUUAGUAUUAGCGACCUUAGGCUUAGCUUCUUAGGAUGUUAGGAGCUCCAAACAUUUUUGUACAAUUAGUUAUAAAAACAUUUGAAAUAUACUCGUACCAGUAAUCACUCGA
Drosophila ananassae is the source of this 1486-nucleotide messenger RNA. RefSeq lists its product as uncharacterized. Gene Ontology annotation, molecular function: chitin binding. Gene Ontology annotation, cellular component: extracellular region. NCBI's taxonomy places the organism in Eukaryota, Metazoa, Arthropoda, Insecta, Diptera, Drosophilidae. The transcript is spliced from 3 exons. The record is from RefSeq and is a predicted model, not a curated record. Bases 98 to 1321 code for a protein of 407 amino acids.